Messenger RNA from Andrographis paniculata, 1462 nucleotides. Its product is annotated as stress response protein NST1. The transcript is spliced from 6 exons. NCBI's taxonomy places the organism in Eukaryota, Viridiplantae, Streptophyta, Magnoliopsida, Lamiales, Acanthaceae. The record is from RefSeq and is a predicted model, not a curated record. Gene Ontology annotation, molecular function: DNA binding. The coding region runs from base 171 to 1268 and encodes 365 amino acids.
UGUCUUAACAUUGUUCAAUAAUUUGUUCUCUUUAUUAUUUUAUAUAUAUUUAGUCAAGAAUGCCACAAAAAUAACUGAACUGAGCUGCGCUGCGGGUUGGGCAGGACGGACGGACAGACAUACAGACAGGGUUGGGUUAAGCUGCGCUCUUUUCUGCAAUCUCCGGUGCGAUGCCGAUGCUGUCCUGUCCACUGAAGCUGCCCGCUUAUCGACUUCCUGUAAUUUCCACUCCAAGGUGCAUUAUCCCAAACUUGGCAUAUGCGAUCGAGCAUCCGUCCCCUGGCCUGUCAUUUGGAAACAAAAUCUCUCCCUCUCCCUCUCCCUCUGUUAGCCUUCUCCUUUUCGGUUCCUUUGUGCCGCAAUACUCUUGCCAAGCAAUGCACAAGGAUAAUAAGGAUGUUCAUCCAAAGUCGAUCAAUCACGGCGUAGUGGAAUCUUGCAAAGGACGACUCCAAUCUCAUUCAUCAACGGAAUGUGCCGACUCCCAAGAGGAUGAGCAAAUUGGGAGAAAGAGAAAAAGCUGCCAUGGAAACAAAGGGCGAGUGCCGUGGAACAAGGGGCGAAAACACACUGAAGAGACUCGCAUGAGAAUCAGACAACGAACAAAGGAAGCUCUGAAUGACCCCCAGGUGAGAAAGAAGAUGUCUGAAGCCCCCCGCAUCCUCAGCGACCAGACAAGAGUGAAAAUUCGUGCAUCGCUCACCAGGCUAUGGGAUAAACGUCUAAGACAGAAAAGAGCACCAAAGAAAUUCUUACAGUCGUGGGCGGAGGCCAUUGCUGAAGCUGCUAAGGUAGGCGGGCCGGAACAGACAGAGCUGGAAUGGGACAGCUACAUCAAACUUAAACAAGAGAUGGCCCGCAUACAGAUUUGUCGGGCUGCAGAAAGAGCAGAGGCGAAAGAGGCAGCACGCGCCCGGGCAGAGAGAGCAGCACAGCUGAGAGCCGAGAGGACGGCCUGGAAAAGAAGACAGCAGGAAGAAAAGGAGGAAGCUGCAUCAGUACCCAAGAGGAAGAGGAAGUCGAAAGAAGAGAAAGAAAAGCUGGCAGAGUUUCAAGAGUUGAAGCUCAAGGAGAGACUAAUGAAGAUUCGCAGGAAGAAAUCAAGAAUCAAUCGAGUCAGCAAUGUGCAAAGACGCUGGGAGAAGUUCGACCUGGGAGAAUUCCCUGUGGAAGUCCAACAACAAAGGGGCGCUCGGCAAGCUUCGACUUCGACUUGGACAUGGCAAAGUCGUCCUCAGUUAUCCUUGUGGAUGAAAAUGAAAGGCUAGGACUAGGACAGGACAGCUCAUGGCUAUAUUCUGUAAUUAAGAAAUACUCAAAACACAUUAUGUGUCCGUGUGUGUGUACGUACAUUCAAAUUCGAUGCCUCUACCAAAAACUAACAUGAACACGCGCAUAGAUUCUGCUCGCUGACUAACUACUACUUAAUUACCAAUCUUAUUUGCUCAAUUCAUUCAGUUCA